Molecule: messenger RNA, 1260 nt
Organism: Closterium sp. NIES-65
Lineage: Eukaryota; Viridiplantae; Streptophyta; Zygnematophyceae; Desmidiales; Closteriaceae
Source: the annotation of a GenBank genome assembly
AUGGGCAGGCGGGCGGCUGCUCCAGGGGUGGCUGCUGCAGGGGCGACUGCUCCAGGGGCGGCUGCUGCAGGGGUGGCUGCUCCAGGGGCGGCUGCUGGAGUGGCGGCUGCUCCAGGGGCGGCUGCUGCAGGGGCGGCUGCUCUAGGGGCGGCUACUACAGGGGUGGCUGCUCCAGGGGCGGCUGCUGCAGUGGCGGCUGCUCCUGCGGCAGCUGCUUCAGGGGUGGCUGCUCCAGGGGCGGCUGCUGCAGGGGCGGUUGCUCCAGGGGCGGCUGCUGCAGUUGGGGCUACUCCAGGGGCGGCUGCUGCAGUGGCGGCUGCUCCAGGGGCGGCUGCUGCAGUGGCUGCUCCUCCAGGGGCGGCUGCUGCAGGGGUGGCUGCUCCAGGGGCGGCUGCUGCAGGGGCGGCUGCUCCAGGGGCGGCUACUGCAGGGGUGGCUGCUCCAGGGGCGGCUGCUGCAGUGGCGGCUGCUCCUGGGGCGGCUGCUUCAAGGGUGGCUUCUCCAGGGGCGGCUGCUGCAGGGGAGGCUGCUCGAGGGGCAGCUACUGCAGUGGCGGCUGCUCCAGGGGCGGCUGCUGCAGUGGCGGUUGCUCCAGGGGCGGCUGCUGCAGUGGCGGCUGCUCCAGGGGCAGCUGCUGCAGUGGCGGCUGCUCCAGGGGCGGCUGCUGCAGUUGGUGCUGCUCCAGGGGCGGCUGCUGCUGGUGUGGCUGCUCCGGGGGCGGCUGCUGCAGUGGCGACUGCUCCAGGGGCGGCUGCUGCAGUGGCGGUUGCUCCAGGGGCGGCUGCUGCAGUGGCGGCUGCUCCAGGGGCGGCUGCUGCAGUGGCGGCUGCUCCAAGGGCGGCUGCUGCAGUUGCUGCUGCUCCAGGGGCGGCUGCUGCUGGUGUGGCUGCUCCAAGGGCGGCUGCUGCAGUGGCGGCUGCUCCAGGGGCGGCUGCUUCAGGGGAGGCUGCUCCAGGGGCGGCUGCUGCAGUGGCGGCUACUCCAGGGGCUGCUGCUGUAGUGGCGGCUGCUCCAGGGCGCGGGUUAGGGCAGGGCGCUGCGGCGGGCAGCAGUGACGCCACGCGGGUCCCGCAGGGGCGUCGCGACGCACAGGAGCCGCGCCCCGCGGGUCCCGCAAGGGCGUCGCGACGAGGCAGGGGCGACGCGGCGGGGCCGCAAAGGGUGACGGGGCGGGGUCGCUACGGGCAGCGGGGCGGGGCCGCGAAGGGGCCGCAAAGGGAGCCGCGAGGGGGCCGCGAGGGGGCCGUGAAGGGGCCGUGA